Molecule: messenger RNA, 1151 nt
Organism: Thermothelomyces thermophilus ATCC 42464
Lineage: Eukaryota; Fungi; Ascomycota; Sordariomycetes; Sordariales; Chaetomiaceae
Exons: 1
Coding region: 420-1085 (221 amino acids)
Biological process (GO): carbon utilization; cellular response to oxidative stress; cellular response to carbon dioxide
Cellular component (GO): cytoplasm
Molecular function (GO): carbonate dehydratase activity; zinc ion binding
Source: RefSeq, a predicted model, not a curated record
GCCAAAGUCCCAGUACAAACCCCAGCGAGCGACGGUAUUUCGUCAUAGCCGCGCCUUCCACGAAGUACACAGUAGGCCCUGAUUGUGGAGAUCCACUAAUUGUUUUUGAAGGUUUCUGCAAGACCUAAUAAUAAGUGCUGGAGAAAGAGUUUGGGACCGACUGAGCGGCAGCCAUGGUCACUACACGUGUCAGUACUACUAGACUUCUUUCGCAGCCGCUCACUCGGCGCACACUUUCCCAACAGGGGCUCUUGUCGAGGCCGAUGUUCGCAACCACAACACGGUGCAUAUCCUGCCACUCAAGCCCUUUCUCCUCCUCAUCAGCACUCUUCUCCAAGCAUACCGCGCCCACCACGUCCACCACGCCCACCACACAAGCGCCCAAACCCAGCAAACCGCCCAAACCGGACUGGCGCACCAUGGCGCAAAAGGACAUCACCAACUACCUGCGCGUGACGCACGACCGCGUCUUCGAGCACAACCGCAGCUGGGCCGAGAACAAGAAGGCUAGCGACCCGGACUUCUUCGUCAAGCUGUCGGCCGGGCAGGAGCCCGAAUACCUGUGGAUCGGGUGCAGCGACUCGCGGAUCCCCGCGGAGCAGAUCACGGGGCUGGAGCCGGGCGAGGCGUUUGUGCACCGCAACAUCGCCAACCUGGUGUGCAACACGGACCUGAACGUCAUGAGCGUCAUCACGUACGCGGUCGAGCACCUCAAGGUCAAGCACAUCGUCGUGUGCGGGCACUACGGCUGCGGCGGCGUCAAGGCGGCCAUGACGGCCCGGGACCUGGGCCUGCUCAACCCCUGGCUGCGCAACAUCCGCGACGUGUAUCGUCUGCACGAGAAGGAGCUGGACACCAUCGCCGACGAGGGCGCCCGCUACGACCGCUUGGUCGAGCUCAACGUUUACGAGCAGGUGCGCAACGUGAUCAAAACGGCCUCGGUGCAGCAGUCGUACGCCAAGAACCGCUUCCCCGUCGUGCACGGCUGGGUGUUUGACUUCAAGGAUGGGCUGCUCAAGGACCUCAAGAUCAAUUUCGAAACCAUCUUGGCGGACAUCCAAAAGAUCUACGACUUGACAAAGUAACGACCCGACGGGGCGAGCGGGAGUUCGGAGGGUUCUGCCGUUAGGGGACCCUGCUGUUUGGCUGGC